Molecule: messenger RNA, 440 nt
Organism: Caenorhabditis elegans
Lineage: Eukaryota; Metazoa; Nematoda; Chromadorea; Rhabditida; Rhabditidae
Gene: C02F5.2
Product: DUF5356 domain-containing protein
Exons: 4
Coding region: 19-405 (128 amino acids)
Source: RefSeq, marked reviewed
AUCAUUUUCAAAUACAAGAUGGACAACAAAAAGAAGGAAGAAAAUCCUAGUAAAUCUGAUACUUCUAUAAGCCUUCCACCAAGCUCAACUGGAGAAGCGCUUCAAAAUUAUACAGAAUCGGAAUGGAACGCAUCAGAUGAUCCGUAUUCUGCAGAACUUCUCAAUGUGAAAAAGAAGCCGAAUCGAGUUAAUGUGUUCUCAGCAACUGAGAAGAACAUGGAAACUAUAAUUGUCACUGAAGAAUCUCCACCACAAACUCCAUUGCCUUUAAAGCCUGUCGUAGAACACCACAAUUUGGCUCGAUUGAUUCAGAAAUCAUGUCAAUUGCUCUUGGAUAAAACUACACCAGAUGGAACAGAAGUGCAAAUAAAAUUAGAAUUCCCUGACUGGAGAGAUACCGCCUGAUUCUCUAUGUGUUGAAUAAAGCUUAACGGUUAAAA